Messenger RNA from Fusarium keratoplasticum, 1539 nucleotides. RefSeq lists its product as uncharacterized. Gene Ontology annotation, molecular function: transcription cis-regulatory region binding; zinc ion binding; DNA-binding transcription factor activity, RNA polymerase II-specific. The record is from RefSeq and is a predicted model, not a curated record. The transcript is spliced from 5 exons. Lineage: Eukaryota; Fungi; Ascomycota; Sordariomycetes; Hypocreales; Nectriaceae. Gene Ontology annotation, cellular component: nucleus. Gene Ontology annotation, biological process: positive regulation of transcription by RNA polymerase II. Bases 1 to 1539 code for a protein of 512 amino acids.
AUGUCACAACGAGGGUGUAUGACCUGCAGAGACCGCAAGGUCUUCUGUGAUCGGACUCGCCCGACCUGCACCCGUUGCGCCAGGGCAGGCCGAAGGUGUGAUGGUUAUGGGACUCGGCUGUCUUGGCCGCGUAAGGGUGAUAGUCGGCGCGCGAUACUUGGGCCUGCACCCGUAGAAAGGCACCGCUAUGACGCACGGCACUUUGUUAACACUUCCACUUGGGAUGUAGAGAUGCACGACUUGAUCUCUGGCAUCGAUUUUGGCUAUGGAACCUCCACGCAACAUCCUAAUACGAGACAGUUUAUCUUAGAGGAUCUCGACAACCAACCAACGGAGGUCGUUCAACCAGUUCUCAGCCCUCCGAUUUCCUUGGUCAGUGGAAGAUUGGACCAUGUGCAAAUGGGUUUGUUCGAAUAUUUUGUGUAUCAAGCAUCCUUUUCCCUUAUGGCUUUUGGUCAUGACGCGCUCAAGAUCCGCGAGAUCCUCGUUCGCAUGGCUCUCUCCGACAACUCACCAUCUGCAACCGCAAUACUUCAGUCUACAUUGGCCCUAGCAUCAUACCAUCGAGAUAAAGACCACUCACGUGCAGAUCGACUCAAAAUCGCGGCUCUUCGGGCAUUGGCAGCCUCUACCCAGGGUGUCAUUGGCGUAGAGGAAUCCAUUCGUCAUAUUGCUGCAGGGAUGCUCCUCUGCACUCUGGAGAUUUACCAGAUCUCGGCGGCAUCAAGUCACUGGCUGUGGUAUGUAUGCGGCUCGAAAAAGAUCAUUAAGAGCGCCAAACUCGACGAGAGAACACCAACCAACGACACUACCACACUGAUAGGCUGGGUCCAUUACUCUGACGUGCUGGCUCGCUUCAGCUUGCGUCACUGGCAACCAAAUCUCUUAGAGGCUACAGGUUUCGCCAUAGGAGCACAUUUCGAACCCUUUCAACCUGCAGUAUGCGCAGAGGCCCAGCCCGCGCAUCUAGUAGGUCCUCCGCAUGAGGUCUUAUAUCUCCUGUCCGAAGUGUGUGAUACCGUCGUUGAACCCUCGGAUCCACGUUUCCGCGAGAGCGACUACAAACAAUAUCUCAAACUCCUAGAAUGGAAAUUGCGGAGGAUCAAUAUCUCAACGGACGGGAAUAAUACUCUAGCUGAAGGAUCACGAUCGAAUUCCGACAGACCAGUCGAACUCUACCAACUGGCGACCCUAAUCUACCUCAAACGUGCGUCAGCAGACAAUCCCAAAGAGAGAUCACGUCUUCCGGAAUGGAUCGAGAGGUCAUUUGAUAUCCUUUCAUAUUCAGAAGAUUGCCAAUGGCCCUUCCCUCUUCUGAUACUUGGUUGCGAGGCGCGAACAGACGGCCAACGAACCAUGAUUCUCGACCUCAUCUCCAAAACGGAGAGGAAUAUUCACUUUCGGAAGCUGGACUCUAUCAAGAUGAUGAUUCAACGAAUUUGGGUUCAGAAUGAUCUGAUUGAGGAGGAAUUCAACUAUGUGCAUAAGCUCGGUGUUGUGCUUAGUUCGGCAAACAGGGCUGUCCCAGCACUCGUUUAG